Triplophysa rosa is the source of this 745-nucleotide messenger RNA. Its product is annotated as 26S proteasome non-ATPase regulatory subunit 9-like. Gene Ontology annotation, cellular component: cytoplasm; nucleus. Gene Ontology annotation, biological process: proteasome regulatory particle assembly. Bases 67 to 723 code for a protein of 218 amino acids. The record is from RefSeq and is a predicted model, not a curated record. The transcript has 5 exons. Lineage: Eukaryota; Metazoa; Chordata; Actinopteri; Cypriniformes; Nemacheilidae. Gene Ontology annotation, molecular function: protein binding.
UCCGAGGGGUUAUUAUUAGAAAUAAGUGCUCUCUUAGAGAACGACAUUGGCAAAUUUGCCUUAAAAAUGACAGAGGAAAACAUAAACGCUGUUGGACCAAGUGUAACAGAAGAGGACAUUAGAUUGCUGAUGAAAAGAAAGGAUGAAAUUGAAGAACAAAUCAAGGCAUAUUACGACAUGCUCCAAGAUCAGGGUGAUGUAGGAUUACAUGCUCCUCUGGUUGAUGUUGAGGGCUUUCCUCGAGCUGAUGUGGAUUUGUAUGCGGUCCGGACAGCAAGGCAAAGUAUCUGUUGUUUACAGAAUGACCAUAAAGCUCUCAUGAUGGAGAUAGAAAAGGCACUUCAUACACUGCAUGCCAAUGCAAAGCUUGGGCACGAGAGGGACGAUGCAAAGACAAAAGCUACUAAGCAGGUGGCAUCCAUGUCAUCCCCAUUUGCCACUGUCAACACUGUAACUCAGGGCUCCCCUGCUUUUCAAGCGGGUUUACGAGUUGGUGAUGAGGUUAUAGAGUUUGGCUCUGUAAAUACACAAAACUUCAGCAAUCUGCAUGACAUUGCUUCUGUUGUCCAACACAGUGAAGGGAAAAUCCUACGUGUUGGAGUAAUUCGGAAUGGACAAGAAACACAUCUUCUUGUGACUCCUCAGAAGUGGACUGGAAGAGGAUUACUGGGGUAUUUUUCUACAGACAUAUACCUGAAUAAACAAAGAAAGGCAUUUGCAUAAAUACCAUUAUUUUUGGCCCUUU